Messenger RNA from Rotaria sp. Silwood2, 1077 nucleotides. The record is from the annotation of a GenBank genome assembly. NCBI's taxonomy places the organism in Eukaryota, Metazoa, Rotifera, Eurotatoria, Philodinida, Philodinidae.
AUGUAUCGUACAUGUAUAUAUUCUAUACUAUUAUUUAUUAGUGUUCAAUAUUUCAUUUUUGUUCAUAGUCAAUGUCCAUCUAAUUUCUUAAUAGAACCAUGUUUGUGUAUUGAAAGCAAUACAUCAAAUGAUCAAACAAUACUCUAUUCAACUCUAACAGAAUCGAUUCCAAUUCGUCAAAAAUCAAUUGUUUGUGAGCAUGUUAAUAAUUCAUCCUUCGAUUUACGUUCUAUUUUUAUUAAACUUAGUAUCAUAUUAACAACAAAUAAUCAACCGAAUAAUAUUACAAACUUUAAUGACUUUCUUUUACAUAAUACACAGAUUAAUCAUUUACCAGAAAAUGUUUUUGGAAAUAUUACUUUUUCGAAUAUUUUAUUAUAUCAUAAUUCAUUAUUAAAUUCAAUUGAUGUUAAUGCAUUUAAUAAUGCACGAAAUUAUGUUGAAGUAUUUAGAACUUUAAAUACAAGUUUAUCAGAUAGUGAUAUAUUAUUUACCAUAAUAAAAAAAUUUCAUAAUUUAAAAUUUUUUAGUAUGGAAAAUGAUAAACUACAAUUUAUUCCAGAUUAUGCAUUCAAUCAUACUCAACUUCGAUAUAUAUGGUUAGGUGAUUAUUUUAGACAAACAUUACAACCACUUGAUCACAUUGGUAAAUAUCCAUUUUAUAAUGUACCAAAUUUAAUAUCAUUACGAAUUUUUUCACCUUUAUUAACAAAAAUUGGUAAAUAUUCAUUGGCUAUCAAUAGACGAUCAACAAUACUUGUUGAUGAUUUGAAUCAUAUGUUAUUUAUUGAUAUUGGUGGUUCAAUGUUAAAUACUGCUAGUUUUGAACCAACGUCUCUUACUCGUUUUCGUAAUCGACCAGUUUUUUUACGUCUUUACAAUACAAGUAUUGAUUAUUUGGAUGAAAAAAUAUUUCAACCUUUUCUUGAAACACAUCCAUCAUCAUUAUUAGAUGUUCAAGAUUCAAAUAUUAGUCGAACAUGUGACUACAGAUCAUUAUGGGUUAAAGAUGAAUAUUGUACAAAUAUCAAUUGGCGUGAAAAUCGAGUAUAUGGAACUGCGUGUUGUUCGUUGUAA